AUGUGUACAGAAUGUAUUACUGAACAUUAUGGUCAUAAGUUUUUUAAAUAUGAACAUUCAGUUUCUUUAUAAAUGAAUAGAGUAAGUAGCAUCUAAUCAAAAUUAAAGACUCAAUAUGAGAGUUUGGAGAAAUAGAUGAAAACUUUUGAUAAUUGCAAAGAAUAAUUAGAAUAAGAUAACUUAAAACUUGUAUCUAUAUAAAAUAAGAAUUAGAUCUAAUAAAUUGACGAUUAAUUUGAUAGAAUAAUUGCAAAGUGUGAAAAAAGGAGAAAAGAAUUGAAGGAUAACUUAUUAAAAAUAUUUGACUCUGAAAACGAGCAAAUUGAGUCAGAAGUAGCAUUUAAUUAGUCAUUGCUAUAUAAUAUGGCUCAAAUACAGUAGAAAUUAGAUGAAAAGUAUUAUGAAUUAAAGACUACAAAAGCUUUUAAAGGAAAUGAUUUUAUUAAAGAGAUUAAUGAUUUAGAUGAAUUGGCAGACAAAGACAUUGUUUAGUUUAGAAAGUUAAGAGGUGGUGAAUAUAAAAUACUGCCCAAAUUAAAUUUUGAAUAAAAACUUAUUGGUGAUAUUUCUAAAUAUGGACAAUUUAAGAAGGAAGUUUGCAAUCCUUAGAUUUGCUACUUUGGAGAAAAGCAUAAAAUUUUGAUUUACAACAUUGAAAAAAAUGAUUGGUAAUAUAGAUAAAUUUCCAAUAAUACAUUUGAUUACAAUUAUUAUGCUGCAGCAGCUAGUUUACCCAAUGGAGACAUCAUAAUAACAGGAGGAGGAGUCAGUAGAAAUGCUAUGUUAAUUUCGCCAUCUUAGGGAUUUUAAUAGUAGGCUUUGAAGAGUAUGUACUAUCCCAGGAAAGAACAUGCUUGUGUUUAUCUGGAUGGAUUUGUUUACGCAAUAGGAGGUUAUGAUGGCACUACAAAGCAGAUGUUAUCUUGUUGCGAACAGUAUAGUUUGGCUGCAGAUGAAUGGAAGAUGAUUGAUCCACUCUAAAAGUAGAAGUGUGCAUUUGCUGCUGCUACUGCCUUGAAUAAAUAUAUUUAUGUGUUUGGAGGAUUCGACGGAAGAGAGCGAUAAAAUACUAUAGAGAGAUAUUCUGUCAAAGAUAAUCAAUGGAAGGUCUUGGAAGUCAAAUUCAAGUAAGGAUUCAGUAAUGCAGCAGCACUCUCUUAUGAUGAUAAUUAAAUUCUCAUUCUAGGAGGAGGUUCUAACUAAGGAUUCACAAAUAGUUUGCAGGUCUUUGAUACAAAUAAUCAAACAAUUAAGGUUAUUAGUAUGAUGACAGAAGGGAGAGAUUUGAGAAACAAACUUAUCACUUAUAAUAAUGAUUUGUAUGCAUGUGGAGGCAAUAGCAAUUCCAUUGAAAAAUUUUCAAUUUCUCAAUAAGUUUGGACUAAUCUUAAAAGCUAUGAUUACUUAGUUUAGGAUAAUUUAGAUUCCUGGUGCAGUGCUUUUACUUUUGAUUCUAAUAAUUCAAAUAAUGUUUCGAAUUUGAUGAAGAACUGUAAAUAAAUAGAUAUAUAAUAAAACUAGAAGCAUCAAUAUUAGGAUUAAGUUAUGUUUGAAAAUGAUUCAUUCAAUCAGGAUGCCUUGAGCGAAGUAUCAGAUGAUUAAUUUUAUAAUAUUUCAAAUCAAGUUUAGUAGAAUGAUUGGUUUUGA
Paramecium tetraurelia is the source of this 1647-nucleotide messenger RNA. RefSeq lists its product as uncharacterized. Gene Ontology annotation, molecular function: protein binding. Lineage: Eukaryota; Ciliophora; Oligohymenophorea; Peniculida; Parameciidae. The record is from RefSeq and is a predicted model, not a curated record. The transcript is spliced from 8 exons.